AUGAACGCCCCGGGUAUGGGACAGCCGAUGGGGAUGGGCGGCUUGGGAGGAAACCAAAACGCCGGCAUGAGCGAGCAAGAACAGGCAAUGGUCAAGAUGAUGCAAGCUGGUAUGGAAUCUUGCCCCGUCAAGACAGUUAUUUCCGGUACCAUGGGAUUCGGUCUCGGUGGUGCAUUCGGUCUCUUCAUGGCCAGUAUGUCAUACGACUCCACCUUCACCCCGCAAGGUCGCGCAAUCUCCGAACUCCCCUGGCGGGAGCAGGUCCGCCGCGGUUUCAAGGACAUGGGUGCCCGUUCCUGGUCCUCUGCUAAAAACUUCGGUAUCGUCGGUGCGCUCUACUCUGGAACUGAGUGCUGUAUUGAGGGUCUGCGCGCAAAGAACGACUUGACCAACAGUGUCGCGGCUGGUUGUAUGACUGGUGGUAUCCUGGGUGCAAAGGCUGGCCCGCAGGCUGCUGCUUUUGGCUGUGCGGGUUUUGCGGCAUUCAGUGCUGCUAUUGAUGCUUACAUGCGCAUGCCGGAGUCCGAUGAUUAA
Molecule: messenger RNA, 534 nt
Organism: Penicillium odoratum
Lineage: Eukaryota; Fungi; Ascomycota; Eurotiomycetes; Eurotiales; Aspergillaceae
Product: translocation channel protein TIM22
Exons: 3
Coding region: 1-534 (177 amino acids)
Biological process (GO): protein insertion into mitochondrial inner membrane
Cellular component (GO): TIM22 mitochondrial import inner membrane insertion complex
Molecular function (GO): transmembrane protein transporter activity
Source: RefSeq, a predicted model, not a curated record